CCGACCACUAGCUGACUCUCCCAGCGGCACACAGAACGAUGGACGCGCGUAGUGGGCGUGUCAAAGCCGCACCGCACGAGCAUGUAGGCGUGGUCUCGGCGGACCGGCUAUUGCGUGAUGACGUUGAAAAUACGUAGCGGCCAGUGGAGCCGGGUGAGUUGAGGUGAAGGGGUCUGAGGGCGGCCGGUCGCCAUUUCCUGCAAAGCGGAAGCUGGGGAACCAACGUAAACAGUUCGUUUAAUCGGGGAAGAAAAAAAAUAAAAAAAAAUCUAAAAGUCCAGAAACCACUUCAAAGGUGACAGGAUAGCGAACACCCCGCCGGCUAAAUUACAGGAGCCGAAAGCAGGAGAGAGCAUUGUCCGAAACACGGGACUCCGGGCAACCGUCAGACACGGCACGAGCGAGCCGCGCGGCCAGCCAGUAACACCGGACCGACCGACAGACCGAUCACCGCCCAGCAUGUCAUACAAACCCAUCGCACCCGCUCCCUCAGGAAGCAGCAGCGCCCCCGGCACUCCGGUCACCCCAGGUAAACCCGACACAUGGCGGGCACACUGCGUGUACUGAGAGCUCCAACUUCAAUCAUGUACCGUGUGUACCAUCAUAGACCAUCAUAGAUAGAACCUGACUGAGCAUGCUGGACCAUCAUAGAUAGAACCUGACUGAGCAUGCUGGACCAUCAUAGAUAGAACCUGACUGAGCAUGCUGGACCAUCAUAGAUAGAACCUGACUGAGCAUAGAGACCAUCAUAGAUAGAACCUGACUGAGCAUAGAGACCAUCAUAGAUAGAACCUGACUGAGCAUAGCGACCAUCAUAGAUAGAACCUGACUGAGCAUAGCGACCAUCAUAGAUAGAACCUGACUGAGCAUAGCGACCAUCAUAGAUAGAACCUGACUGAGCAUAGCGACCAUCAUAGAUAGAACCUGACUGAGCAUAGUGACCAUCAUAGAUAGAACCUGACUGAGCAUAGUGACCAUCAUAGAUAGAACCUGACUGAGCAUAGUGACCAUCAUAGAUAGAACCUGACUGAGCAUAGUGACCAUCAUAGAUAGAACCUGACUGAGCAUAGUGACCAUCAUAGAUAGAACCUGACUGAGCAUAGAGACCAUCAUAGAUAGAACCUGACUGAGCAUAGAGACCAUCAUAGAUAGAACCUGACUGAGCAUAGUGACCAUCAUAGAUGGAACCUGACUGAGCAUGCUGGUCCAUCAUAGAUGGAACCUGACUGAGCAUGCUGGACCAUCAUAGAUGGAACCUGACUGAGCAUGCUGGACCAUCAUAGAUGGAACCUGACUGAGCAUGCUGGAGAGACCAUCAUAGACAGGACUGGAUCUGACAGGCUGGUGCAUAGGUACUGAGACAAGGACCAUCAUAGAUGUUAUGCUGGACCAUCAUUGGAACUGACUGGCAUUGACCAUCAUAGAUCAUGAGCAGAUGGAGAACCUGAGCGGAGCGACCAUCAUAGAUAGAAGACCUGACCACGUAGAUAGACCUGACUGGCAUGCUGGACCAUCAUAGAUGAACCUGACCAUAUAUAGAACCGAUGAGCAUAGUGACCAUCAUAGAUAGAAUGUGCUAGCAUGGUGACCAUCAUAGAUAAACCAUAGAACAGGCUACAUAGUGACCAUCAUAGAUGGAACUGGAUAGAACCUGGGGGGCAUCAUAGAUAGAACCAUCAUAGAUAGAGACCAUGCUUGAUCAUCAUGCAGAUGGAACCUGAUGCUGCAUGAGCAUGACCAUAGACCAUCAUAGAUAGAACCUGACUGAGCAUGCUGGACCAUCAUAGAUAGAACCUGACUGAGCAUGCUGGACCAUCAUAGAUAGAACCUGACUGAGCAUGCUGGACCAUCAUAGAUAGAACCUGACUGAGCAUGCUGGACCAUCAUAGAUAGAACCUGACUGAGCAUGCUGGACCAUCAUAGAUAGAACCUGACUGAGCAUGCUGGACCAUCAUAGAUAGAACCUGACUGAGCAUGCUGGACCAUCAUAGAUAGAACCCGACCGAGCAUGCUGGACCAUCAUAGAUGGAACCCCACUGAGCAUGCUGAACCAUCAUACAUAUACCUUACUGAACAACAUCAUUAUAGACAAUCAUACAUAUACCUCACUGAUCUUGGUAACCAUCAUAGACUGUCAUAGAUAUAACCUCACUAAUGUUAGUAACCAUCAUAGAUAUCUCACUGAUUAACUCAUCAUAGACAUACCUCACUGAUCAACUCAUCAUACACCAUCAUAGAUAUCUCACUGAGCAUAGUAACCAUCAUACAUAUACCUUACUGAUCAACUCUGAUACAUAUACUUCACUGAUCAUGGUAACCAUCAUAGGUAAAUGUACCUCACUGAUCAAAUCAUUCUAGCCCUAAUGGCAAAUAUAACCUCACUAAUCGUGGCAACUCAUCAUAGAUCUAAUGUAAAAUGUACCUCACUGAAUGAUCAUGGCAAUUCCAUCAUAGUCUUGUAGUCUUGGUAGGAAGCUUUUAGCUUUCUCCUUCAGGUCUUUUGUAUUUGUGUUAAAAGGACAUUCAAAGCACCAUAACCACUAUGACCCACUAUGGUAAACCUGAUUUAGUUAGCUUGACAACUUAUCUGGGACCAGUCAAUGAGCAGCACCCCUGCUAGUUGCCCGUGGCCAAAGUCCUUGCUUCAGGUCUUUUCUUUUGUUUGUUUUUUGAUUAGCUUUAUAGAGCAAAGCAAGCCCCUCCAUGACUGUGCUCAUUUGGUGAUAGUGUUGGCCUAGCAUUCUCAGUCAAGACCAGAAUAUGGUUUGCUCUAUGGUGCUAAGCAGGACGACGCUCUUUGGUUAAGUGCAUCAGUUGUUAAUUCUCAGUCAAUGAGCAUAUUCCUGGAUACAGCUAUAUAGGCUGAAUAGAGACAUAUGUCUAUCAAGUUCUGCCUUUCUCACAUCUGUUUUUGCUGUUGAUCCAAAAUAAGACAAAAAAACAUUUGAAGCACUUCCAAUAUUGCAACAAACUAAAGAAACAUUUCUUCUUGACCCCAGAAUGGCAGUCAGAUUUAUCCUUGGAUCAAGAAGCCAUUACCCAACAAUUGAAAAUUUAUAUAAUUGAAUAUUUUUCCAAGUUUGCAUCUAGUUGCUGUUUAAACAUCUGUACAAACUCUGAUAAAACAACUUCUUCAGGCAGAGAAUUCCACAUUUUUAUUGUUCUUACGGUAAAAAAAGCUUCCUUAGACUAAAUUUCCUUUCUUCCAGUCUAAAUGCAAAUAUACCAUGCUUUAUUUUAUAGGGACAUUUGGCUUCUCUUGCAAGAGAAGACUGGGUACAUUGCAGGCGACUGGGGGAUGCAGAUUAUCAAACUUUAAUAAAAAAAAAUAUUAAAUAGUUACACUAGGAAAGUUCCAGGACAAUCAUGGCCCCAUAAAAAGGUAAAGAUACACUUCAGAGCCUUGAAGCACAUUUAACUUGCUGAAAUGUGUGAAGUGUGUCUUCUUUUUAUUUUACAAAAUGUGCAGAUUCUCACACCCCAAGGCUGCAAAAGCAAAAACUGGUCCUGUACCUUUCUGGUUGUUUAGUUUAGUGGAGCUAAACUCUAAAGGCAGAGAAAUGCCCAGAGCACAUACCUUGCAGAUACCUCUGAUUGGACAGCUUUGGGCUGGGUUAGAAGGGGAGGGCUUUUAAAGCAAUCUGACAUUUUUUUUGUUCUUUUUAAAUACCACCAAUACAAUAUAUAUAUAUAUAUAUAUAUAUAUAUAUAUAUAUAUAUAUAUAUAUAUAUAUAUAAUUAAGGGCACCUGUCAUGAAUAAAAUGUAAUAUAUAUACACCAUGCUAGCAGUUUUGCUACACGUGAAUAGAUUGGGAGAAAAAAAACUGUUUUAAACUAUUAUCCAUCUAAAAGUCUUCAGCAUAGACCAUAUACUGAAGAACUGAUUAAGAAGAGACAGUCUUUUGCUCUCCACUCAUAGCAACCACAGCACAUGUGCUGUGAUUGCUAUGGUGACUCCCUAGCCGGUGGUGCAAAGACUGGCUAGGACAGGGCUCAACAAAUCCAAGUUCCCAGUUCACCAUGGCGACUAGGAAGUUUAUCCUAAUUCUUUGGUGUUUGUCAGCCCGUUUAGAGGCUGUGGAAUAAGCCCCUAGCAGUGGCCGGCUGAGGCAGAUUGGAGUCAGGCGAUGAGGAAGCUGUAAUCUUUGUGCACUGCUCCCUCGCUCUGCCAGCUGUGAUCCCGGUGUAUGACGUCGCUGCAGCCCCAGUAUCCCUAAAGAAGAGCAGGAACAUUUCAGCAGCCACAUUAAACCCCAGGGAAAGGAUCCACUCCAGCUCUCCCAAAGGUGGAGAGGCUAGGUUGACUUUAAUUAAAAAAUAAUAAUUUGGGUGUAUCAAAUCAGUGUGUCUAUUUAACCGAAUGGCCUCCCUCUGAUCGCAUGGGAAAGGCAUUUUUAGUUACCUUUUCUCCCAUGCCAGUCUCUCUGUGGCUCGUCAUGCCUCCUUGGCUGAGAUAAUCUAUCUUGAUGAUCUCAGCCAAUCCAAUGCUUCCCUUAGGAAAGCAUUGGGAGGCUAUUGUGCAUGCAAUGCAAAACGCCACUCUGUGCCAAUCAGCAUUUCCUCGUAUUGAAUCAAUGCAUCUCUAUGGUGAACAUUUAGUGCCUCCAUGCAGAAUGUAAGUGCUGCCCACCGUGUAGCCCUGAACUAAGAAGCACCUCUAGUGGCUGUCUGAGGGACUGUCACUAGAGGUGUUACUAGGAAGCAAUGUUAAAAACUGCCUUUUCUCUGAAAAUCCUACAGGAACAGGCUAUAGAUAUCAGAAUCUCUAUAUAAAGUUGUAGUGGUUCUGGUGAUUAUAGUGUCAGUUUGAAAAAUUUUAUUUUUAUAAAAAUACAGCUUUUUGUUAAAAAUAAAAAAGGCUCUAACCUUUUUAGUUGGUUCAUAGAUUCCAAGCUAAAUCAGAAUGUGGGGCGUUAUGCUCCCUUUUAAAGAAACUCCAAAGUUAAUAGGAAUGCAAACCUGCUAGUGUCCAUGAUCCUAGAGCUGCACAGGUCCCUCCACCUCCUAUGCUGUAAAUUUUAAAAAAAUAUUUACUUACCUUGUUCUAAUUCCCUGCCCACUGCUCAACUCCUCCUUGAAGGUCCGAUACAAUAAUUCUCAUAAAAAAACAGUUUGACUACUUACAAUGGGCCAGCUGUAUGGUUAUAGUGUUUGGACUGACCUUAACCGCUUACUCUGAAGCUUACACAAAACUAAUUUUUUUUUUUUUUUUUUUUAUAAAACAUCACAAGGUAUCUUCCAUAAAUAGUCUUUCACAAUAAGAAAUUCAGAUCACAUCAAACUUUCUGUCCAUGCGUGAUUAUAUUGCAGAGACAGGUUUUUAUAAUUCCCUUUGCAUUAUUGAUGGCUGUAUUUAGACUGUGUGCUGGGAGGCAGUGAUGUUGUAUCACUUCCUCCUGAUUCCUGUGUAUAAGUGCAAGGAGAUAGGGAAAGCGGCCUCUAUUAGACUUGGGUGCCGCCAAACUAUUUGUUUUGUACAAACCGACUAGUAAAAUUCAGAUGUAGGCCAGCAGCCGUUUAGUUGAUAGCUCCCUAAACAUCCCUUGUGGGAUUGCCAUCAUUUAAGGGUACCAAAUAAGGGACCUGUUUAGUGGAUAGCUUCUUUUUGGUGUCCUUGUGGUAAUCCCACAAAGACUAGUGAGCUAUCUAAUUUUAUGUAAACUUUGUAAUUUUGGUGCUUCAGACAACUUUACAAAUACAGAUAAUCCUCACUUGCCGACCAGCUCCGUUCUUACGACCUGGUCUUAAAACUAAUUGGUCGGUUACAGUGGGAAGGCAUUGUGAGAGAGGGUUACAGUGGGGGAGGCAGAGUGAGAGAGGGUUACAGUGGGGGAGGCAGAGUGAGAGAGGCUUACAGUGGGGGAGGCAGAGUGAGAGAGGCUUACAGUGGGGGAGGCAGAGUGAGAGAGGGUUACAGUGGGGGGAAAGCAGAGGAGAAAGGGUUACAGUGGGGGCAGGAGUGAGAAAAGGGUUGCAGUGGGGGUAGAGGAGAAAGGGUUACAGGGGGGGGGCAGAGGAGAAAGGGUUGUAAAGGCAUGGCGUCAUGGGGGCAGAGGAGAAAGGGUUACAGUGAGUGAGAAAGGGUUACAGGGGGGUAGAGUGGAGAAAGUGCUACAGGGGGUAGAGCAGAAAGGGUUACAGUGGGGGGGGCAGAGGAGAAAGGGUUACAGGGGGCAGAGGAGAAAGGGUUACAGUGGGGGGGGCAGAGUGGAGAAAGGGUUACGGGGGCAGAGGGAGAAAGGGCCGGGGGGGCAUGGAGAAAGUUGCCACGGGGGCAGAGUGGAGAAAGGCCACAAAAGAGUGAGAAAGGGCUACGGGGGGCAGAGGAGAAAGCUGGCCACGGGGGGCAGAGGAGAAAGGGUCACGGGGCAGAGUGAGAAAAGGCUACGGGGCAGAGGGAGAAAGGCUACGGGGCAGAGUGAGAAAGGCCAAAGUGAGGAGAAGGGGUUACCGGGGGCAGCAGAGGAGAAAGGGUUACGGGGGGGCAGGAGUGGAGAAAGGGUUACUGGGGCAGAGCGGAGAAAGGUUACGGGGGCAGAGGAGAAAGGGCUACGGGGGGCAGAGUGAGAAAGGGGUUGGCCACGGGGCAGAGUGGAGAAAGGGUUACGGGGGCAGGAGGGAGAAAGGGUUACGUAAAGAGGAGAAAGGAAGCUCACGGGGGCAGGAGGGAGAAGUGCCACGGGGGGCAGAGUGAGAAAGGGUUACGGGGCAGAGGAGAAAGGGUUACGGGGGCAGAGGGAGAAAGGUUACGGGGGCAGAGUGGAGAAAGGGUUACGGGGCAGAGUGGGAGAAAGGGAAGCCAUGGGGGGCAGAGCGGAGAAAGGGUUAUGGGGGGCAGAGGGAGAAAGGCUAUGGGGGGGGGGGCAGAGUGGAGAAAGGGAUUACGGGGGUGGAGGGGCAGAGUGAGAAAGGGCUACAGUGGGGGGGCAAAGUGAGAAAGGGUGACAGUGUGGGAGGGAGGGGGCAGGGUGUGAAAGGGUGACAGUGUGGGAGGGAGGGGGCAGGGUGUGAAAGGGUGACAGUGUGGGAGGGAGGGAGGCAGGGUGUGAAAGGGUGACAGUGUGGGAGGGGAGCAGUGUAAGAAAGGGUUAUGGGGUGGAGGAAGGGAGAGAAAGGGUUACUAGUCCAAGUCUAAUCUCUUGCACCACUCAGAUCAGUCCAUCACUACUCACACACAAAAUGCUGCAGACCUCCCUACCGUUAAUGUAACUUUAAUUCUUCAUUUGGUGCAUUAAGACAUGUAAUUUUGUCUCGUAAUUUUUAGUGCCUGGAGCUGCUGUGAACUCUCCCUCAGGUGCUGUUCCAGUGUCAUCUUUCCGUCCCAUCUUCAGUGAUUUUGGGCCUCCAUCUAUGGGCUUCAUUCCGGUAAGAUGGGCUUCCUUGUUUUAUAGCAGUAAUGACAUAGUAAUAGUAACCAUUUAAUUUUCUGUAACAUUGUGAUUUUUUUUUUAAUCUAUUAAUUAUUAUUAUUGGACUCAUUUUGUGUGAAAAAGUAAGUUAAAGUCUGAAGUGUAUGCAUGUAACUAAGGCUUACAGAGACCAAUUGUAAUGUGGUCCACACAAACUUCUGACGUAUGUAAUUUCUCUUUCCUUUAUGGUAACUCUAAACGCCACAAUAGCCACCCACCAGACUUGUAGUGGCGAGUAAUUUUGUUAGUAGCCUAUAGUAGGUCUGGUUAAUAGAAAAUGAUUUAAAAUUAUUUUAUGUAUAUCAGAACUCAAAGUAUCCACUCACCAUUAGCCAUUCGUGAGUGAAAAUGUAGUGUUUCACUCAUGGUGAAAAUGGCAAGUAACGCUUGAAUUCUGGCUAGUAGCAUAAAAUUGUAAAGGAACACAAACCUAACCCUAUAGUGGUAAUAAAAAACAAUAUUUAGCCCCAUUGGCCCCCUUAAAUAUAGUAACAACUCACCUUAUUGCCAGCACUGACUCCGCUCUCUUGGCCAACAUCUUUAGAAUUGAUUAAUUGCACCUCUGGGGAAAGUUCAGCAUCUAAAUAAGGAAUAGUCACUUGAGGUAUUCCUAGGCUGUAAUGUUAACACUGCCUUUUCUCAGAAAAAAAGCCUGCAGGAACAUGCUAUACUCACCAGCACAACUACAUUACUACAUAUAUAAAAGAGAGUUUAAAAAGGGAAACAAAAUAAAUCUCACAGCAGCUCUUAAUUGUUUUAACAAUUCUACUGUAAUGUCAUCAAUGAACGUAUAGAGCAUUCACUUUUUAGGUUUCCAAAUUAUGCGUAAGGCCAUUGCAAUGUGUGUAUAUGUGUGUGUUUAUAUAUCUCUAUAUUGCCUUCUGUCUGUUAAGAUCUAGCAUAUACCUAGAAGGCUUCACAUUUCUGCAGGUGCAUCUGCCUGUCAUCAGUAAAACAAUACAAGUUAUAGCAGUGCGCUCACCUUUGGGGAUUUUGCUCAUUUUGCAGAAACCCUUAAAGCUGAUGUCACCACUUUAGGUGACACAGUCAGAAAUUACCAAUGUAUAUUGCCAUAUUGCCUUGCUUUCAAGGCAAACCACAUACCCAGGUGCAGGCCUGGCUCAGAUGCCUUGGGCUACCUCUCACCAGGAAUUGCUGGAUUGGCAGCAGUGGUACAUGCCAGAGUAAGCAUGCACAGGGAUGCCUGAUGACUCUCCAGCAUCCUAUGGAAAUAAUUUGGCUGUGGUAGUUUCUCUAUGGUGAGACUUAACAAAUGUAUUGUGUACAAAGAUGUAAAAAAAGUAGUAGUAAACAAUGGAUUGUACCUGCUGCUUUCCAUAGUAAGUGCCUUAUCAAUUUUCCGAACAUGUAAUCACUCAAUUUUCAGUUUUGUUAAUUUUGUCGACUAACAAUUUUAGUUCAAUUUUAGUCAACAAAAUUUUUUGAAAUUUAGUCUAAAAAUUAAAACUAUUCAGAUAAUUAAAAUACAACUAGAACAAACAUGGCUUUUUGGUCCAAAGACUAUGACUAAAACUAAAUUAAAGUUUGCUGCCAAAAUUAACACUGCAAAGCUGUUUAAGGGACAAAAGAGACAGACCGGGGCUUGGGAGAGAUACCUAGAGGGGCUGGUAGGACACACACACGGAGGGGCUAGGGAAGUAAGCCCAUUAGAUUUUAGUCGACAAACAAUUUAAGAUUACUAAAAUAUGACAAACAACUUUAUGUACCAGGAUUGAACUAGAUUAUGUCAAGUACUGAAUCUUCAAUACACAUAAGUAAACCAAGCACCACAUAAAAGAAUAUUAGCACACGCUAUAGAUGAUUUUUCAUUGUUUUAUUAAAUGGUGUAAUUUACAUAGAAGUGACGAUAAGAGUCUUUCACUAAAAUAGUAAUAGAUGCCUUGAAUAUUGUUCAAGCAAAAGCUGUAGAAGUAAAUACACUAAAGGGAUUUAAAUAUAUGGUAGAGAUAGGAAAACCAGAACAAAUACAGCUUGAAGUUUAAUAUGUGUAUAUUAGAUCUAGGCAUUUUAUUUAUUUUUUUGUCUGACAGAAAAACUCAAAAGGCAAUUGCAAGUAAAAAAAAAAAAGUCAUAUAUUGGCUAAAAUGGCCAUUUCUAGUAUUAUAUUAAAUAUGUCCAAUGGUCGAGAAGAAUCCAAUGUCCGUAUUGCUUUUCAAUCUGGCUCACAACUAUAGUAUAGUGGGCCUUUAAAGAAAACUGCUCCUUUUCUGUCCUGACAGCUGAGCACUCCGAAUUGGCACAAUACUGCAUCAGCAACGCUUAACUCUACAGACCUCUUGCUUCUCCUCUUGGAGAAGACCAGAUGCAGGUUCCUGGUAGCACCCGCGUAAAUUGUCAAACAAUACUAAAACUGUUUGACAGCUUGGAUUAUGGGCUGGUGCCAGGGCACUCCUACAGCAUCAUAACCAUGAUGUAAUGGUUAUGUAGCUUAGAUUGUUACUUUAAAGCCCUUUUGUAAGUGAACAAGUAGUUCUCAGAUUUUAUUUGAGCCCGGUCUUGCAUAAAGUCUCUGUAUACCAACACAAACAACAUCUGUGUACUUUAAUAAAUAGUUGCAUGCAGCAAUAUGUAUGUGUAAACAAUAGAAAAUAAAGUGUAGAUAUAGAUUACAAAUAUAUUGGGUUUGACAACUUUAAAAGUUUACCUAAUUAUUAUUAUUUUUUUUCUUCUUUGGUAGGGAGUGAAGCCAGCUGUUUCACAAGCAGUUUCUCAAGGCACCUACAGUGACCUAUUGUCUGUGAUUGAGGAGAUGGGAAGAGAAAUCAGACCUACUUAUGCAGGAAGUAAAAGUGCAAUGGAAAGAUUGAAGAGAGGUAAGGACUCAUGUAAUGUAAUCAUAUGAUUAUACUAUGUCUGAAUUCUAUUUUACAUACAGGCUUAUUAUACAGUCUGGUAUACCUACUUGUUUUAUUUUUAUUCCAGGUAUAAUCCAUGCCAGAGCUCUUGUGAGAGAAUGCCUUGCUGAAACAGAGCGCAAUGCACGCACGUGACCUUUCUAGCGUUCCGCACUUUCUGUAAAACACUUUGCUUUUUUUUUAUUUUUAAUAAAUAAAGUUUACACUUGAUCAUGUGUGACUGUGCACGUCAACUGGUACAUUAACUGCAUUGUUGCCCAAUGAUAUCUUAAUUUUAAAGCAGCACAAAAAAUGCAUUGCUCUGACCUAUUUCUUUGCAUGUAUGUAUCACAGUAAUAUAAUUCUCCCUUUUUUAUUGGCUAGAAUUUCCAUGUGAGACUUGUUUCCUCUGCCUAUAGGGUGAAGAUGAUACCACAUGCCUUGUCACAAAAUGGCUGCAGAACAAUUAAGCAACAAUAUAAGAUGGUGCCAUUCACAUGUCUAAAUAAUACACUGUUUCCAUACAGACUGGGAUAGUACUACACAGGCAUAAAGAUGGUCUAAUACAGUCAUUUGAAGAUAUCUCGAAAUCUUGCUUUGUCCUCACAUUCUUUUUCAUGAAGACGCUCCCCUAGCUGUUUUAGUUCCUUGGCAACAAGUGGUGCAAGGGAUGGGUCAAGAGACACUGCUCUGGAAAAAUCCUCCUCUGCCUCUGAUGCAUUCCAUACUGCAGCAUGAGCACGACCUCUUUUGAAUAAUGCUUUUACAUUGUCUGUGAGAGGGGAGAAAAACCAUUAAUAACCACUAGAGUCGCACCUACAAUGCAACACAGUACCAGUUUACAUGUACUCUAAGUACC
Messenger RNA from Pelobates cultripes (western spadefoot toad), 11124 nucleotides. Lineage: Eukaryota; Metazoa; Chordata; Amphibia; Anura; Pelobatidae. The record is from the annotation of a GenBank genome assembly.